Poeciliopsis prolifica (blackstripe livebearer) is the source of this 6376-nucleotide messenger RNA. RefSeq names its product NUMB like endocytic adaptor protein (gene numbl). The record is from RefSeq and is a predicted model, not a curated record. The transcript is spliced from 9 exons. NCBI's taxonomy places the organism in Eukaryota, Metazoa, Chordata, Actinopteri, Cyprinodontiformes, Poeciliidae. Bases 1024 to 3306 code for a protein of 760 amino acids.
CAAAGCCUAAACACUUGACCCACAAACCUUCUGAAACUGUAAGCAGAUGGAUUACAGCUGUGAACACCAGUCCCUGUUUCAGCAUCUCACCUGAACAGGCUCUGACAUUUUAAGAUGCUCCAUAUGUUUCUCCCGCUCUGCCAGCAAAUGUUUUCCUGGCUACACAAUCUGGAGCAGAAACCACUGCACCCCAAACAUGACAAUCGCUCCUCACUCAGCCAUCUGUUUGUCUGGGUGUGGCCUGUUGGUUUCAUUCUGCACAGCUUCUUCUGUUUGGAGCCCUGCCUGGCGCACAGCUGUGAACUGCCCUUAGCAUCCGACACCAGAGGAGUACCAUGCACCCCUGGUAAUACAUUGCUAUAUUAGCAAACCGAGGCUUCAGUUCUCCCUCUAAGCACAUCUUGCAUCUAUUCCCGUGCUUCCAGCCUCAGUUCUCGCCCUCUCGCCCAGUGCACUCUUGACCAGUGUCGAUGGAGAGCAAAGAAAACUGUGUCACCUCCCGCUAUGACUCACUCCUCCCGUCUCUCUCUCAUUUUAUAUCUCUCUCUCCUUUCUCAAUCCUCCCACUCCCAUCUUUCGUCGCUCUCAGGAUUGGGAUCGUUAAACAUUGAUCUGUAUUUAUUUUUAGAGCAGCUGUGCGCAUGCGUGCGCGCGUGUAAAACAGACGCUCCUCCGUGCCAACACGUGGGCAGCUUGACUGUGUUUGGGUGCGCGUCCUAUUGUGUGUCUUUGCGUGUGUCAGGACUUUCUUUUUCACAAAGUUAAUCCCUUAAGAAGAGGUGUGGUUCUCUCUCUCUCUCUCUCUCUCUCUCUCUCUCUCUCUCUCUCUCUCUCUCUCUCUCUCACUCACUCACUCACACAAUAUCAUCACAUGUUCUCUCGCCGCUCUCUUCUUCUCUCUCAUCCUUUCCCUGUGCUGUUGUUGCUGUGGCCGCCAGUCCAAGGGAGUUCUUCCUCUCUCUUCUCUCGGUUGGCUCGUCAUCUCUGCAUCGUUCCUCAUCCGCCUGUGGAUCUUGUGUUUUGAUGAGUUUUCAGAGCGAGAUGGGGGAGGCCAUUGAACUCGGUUCCAGGGAGCACGUGACCCCGGAGAUGAACAAGCUUCGUCAGAGUCUGAGGAGGAAGAAGCCCACCUAUGUUCCAGAGGCCAGCAGACCGCAUCAGUGGCAGGCUGACGAGGAGGCUGUACGCAAGGGCAAAUGUAACUUUGCUGUUCGGUACCUGGGGCUCGUCGAGGUGGAGGAGUCAAGAGGAAUGCAUGUUUGUGAGGAGGCCGUAAAAAAGCUGAAAGUUAGUGGCAAAAAGACGGUAAAAGCAGUACUGUGGGUUUCAGCUGAUGGACUCAGGGUGGUUGAUGACAAAACUAAGGACCUCAUUGUGGACCAGACCAUCGAGAAGGUUUCCUUCUGCGCUCCCGACCGGAACUACGACAAAGCCUUCUCCUACAUCUGCAGAGAUGGAACCACUAGACGGUGGAUGUGCCACUGCUUCAUGGCCCUGAAAGACUCGGGUGAGAGACUGAGCCAUGCAGUCGGCUGUGCCUUCGCUGCCUGUCUGGAGAGAAAGCAGCGCAGAGAGAAGGAGUGUGGCGUGACGGCUUCUUUCGAUGCCAGUCGCACUUCCUUUGUGCGCGAGGGCUCCUUCCGCAUCAAUUCAUCUUCCAGCCAGCAGGGCAGCAGCAGUGAGCGAGAUGAGAAGAUGCAGGAUAAAAAGAAAGAUCAGCCCUCUGUCGUCCCAGCUCUCCCUCCUGGCUCCGCCUCGCCACCCGAGGGGACGGCGUCCCAGAUGGAGCGUCCAGAACCAGGCGGGCCUCAUGCCAUCCCUCGCCGUCACGCACCCAUCGAACAGCUGGUUCGCCAAGGCUCAUUCAGGGGAUUUCCAGCUCUCAGUCAGAAGAACUCUCCCUUUAAGAGACAGCUGUCGCUUCGCCUCAAUGACCUGCCAUCCACUCUGCAGCGCAAAACAGACUUUGAGGUCAAGAACCCUGAGAUGGACAUGGGGUUGCCUUGUGAGGGUGACAGUAGUAUAAAUGCACUGUGUUGCCAGAUCAACACAUCCUUCGCCAAGCCAUCAGACGAGCUCUUCUCCAACCCAUCUAUGUCUGCAAAUUGCCCUCCGACCUGCACUGUGCCCCCAAUUUUGCCUCCUCCGCCUGCGCCUGUCCAGGCCACCUCAUCCUGGGUGCAGCCAGAACCUUCUCGCCACUCUCCUCCUCCAGUUUCUGCUGCACUGCAGAGCGGUCACAAGCGUACACCCUCAGAGGCUGAGAGAUGGCUGGAGGAGGUCUCUAAGGCUGUCAAAGCCCAGCAGACGCCUCCCUCUGGGCCCAUCAUACCCACCAUCCCUGGACCCCCUUCAGUAACCAGUCAUCAUAUAGCCACACAGGCGACAUUGUCCUCUGCCCCAGUAUCUACUGUCCAGUUGCCCCUCGGUACUUUGCCCAAAACUCUCAUCUCUGGCCCUUCUGCCCUUCCGUGUCAAACCCAAAUGCCUCUCCCACCCAUGUCAAUAUCAUCUGUCCCUCUAAUACCAGGUCCUCCAGUGUCAGGCCCUCCAAUGUCUCUCCCAUCCAUGUCCAUCCCAACUAUGUCUGGCCCAAGCAUGUCUGGAGCCACCAUGAUGCAGGGCUCUCUGCCCGGGCACCCAGGCUCCCUUCCAAGUGCAAUGCAACCAUUCCCCCUUGCUUUUGAUGCCACUCCAGCCCCUGUUGGGAUGUUUGCCAACCAGCCAGUCCAACCUGCCUUUAUGCCCAUGCAGACCUACAUGCCUGGUCUGGCUAGCAGCAUGACUUACCCCAACGCCAGUGUGCCAGUGGUAGGCAUCACACCAUCACAAAUGGUAGCCAAUGCCUUUUGCACCGCCACAGGCUCAUCAGGCACAGGUCCGACCAUGGCCUCGGCUGUUGGAGGGUCUAAAGUGGGGCCCUUGGGCACUGUCGGGCAUCACCACUCCUAUCCAGGAGCGGCCGGUGCAACCGGACACCCCUCAGGGUUUAACACAGCUACAUUUUCCUCCACUCCACCUCUGUCAUCAGCCAUUAACGGCCUCCCACCCCACAGCAGUGCAGCCGCAAUGAACCUCCAAAACGGGACUUCGGUCAGUGGUGGCAGUGGAGAGAGCUGGCCUCCAGAGGGCAGCCAACUAACCGCUCCAGGGGUUAGCGACUCCCAAGACGAUGAUCGUUUUGAAGCCAAGUGGGCGGCACUGGAGACAAAAGGAGCGACACAACCAACAGGGAGCAAGGCACCGGCUGCCACUGCCAACCCAUUCUCCAACAGUCUGCAAAAAACCUUUGAGAUUGAGCUCUGAGUUGGACUCUGGCUCUUAAAGAUGUAGAUCUUGCUCUGGGGUGACAGCCUGAGGAAGAUGGGAACCUAUUCCAGGAAUGUUUGCUUAAUUGGUAUACAGGUCCUUUCAGAUGGCCUAGCAUCCAGCCUGUGGCAGCCUUGGAGUCAGUGCCACUAUGAUCUUAAUUUCUUUCUUUAUGAUCCCAUGUGAGAUAGAGAUGAACUCAGCAGUUGGCUGGGCUGCAGUCUGAGAGAAUCAGGUUUCCAGCGGUCUGAACUUCACAAACUGAACCCAUUCAGUCCAACCGUCAACAUUCUCUCCUUCCUCCUUUUGCUUCUACACUCUGGCUUUAUUUUCCCUGCUGCAAGUCCCUAGAUUUACUGCAUGUUCAUCCUACUGAAAGCACUGUGGGGAGGACACGGCUCAGUGGUUUCUUUUUUAAAAAAGAGGACUCAUCUUGGAUGCAUUCCAAUCCAAAAAAAUAUUUUUGGACGUUUGCUUGUUAUAUUUUUUAUUGUGGCAGUUUUAUGGUGUCUGGCAACAUCGUGGAUGAAGGUGUAGAAGAUUCAAGUAACACACCGAUGCUGAUCUCAGCCGAGUGGGGUAGAAGUCUGGAUGCCUGAAAGGAAGAGUCCAAACGACUUACUGACUAUUAGUACAGAUUUAUGGCCAAAAUUGCUUUAUUUAUUGUAUUCUGAGUUUAACAUGUUUUAUGUACCUUGAAACCCUUAAGUUGAAGCAGCGUUUCAGAAGCAUGUUUAUGUUAUUUAUCCCAACAUGUUUGAUUUUUAACAACAGAGAAAGGAAAGCACUGUGGGAAUCCUAAUCAUAUAACAGGAACCAAAUAACUACAACUUCCACUACAGCUGUGUACUGGGAUAAGUCAGACUGGUGUAUAUAUCCACAUGUUUCUUCCACCUCACUGCUGCUGAGGCCUGAUAAAUCAAAAUGGUGUCACUUGGAUGUGGAGCUUGUUACUUUUAUAAUCGCCCAACAACAAGUGCAUGACACACUUCAGGAUAACCAGCACAUACAGUAGAGCACACAAGCAGUUUGUCUUCACCAAACAAAUCCAAGGAACUUUAACAACUCAGUGGAAAAAUAAUGAUCCUCCUCACUGUGCAACUGUAGAGAAACAUUGCACUACAUUCCAGAUUUCACAAAUCCUCAUAUGUCUGCUGACAAAGGGUAUACUCUCCUCAUGUACAACAAUGAUUGUGUACUCACCUCUUUGAGUAUCAUGAUAGUGCUGCACUCACUGCAAAAGUAUUCCCACCCCCAUGAACUUUUUUGUCAUGUUGCCUGUGAUGGACCAAAACAAAGUAGUGCACAUUCCAAGUAGGAAAUUUCAUCAAAAUGUGCCACAGCAAGGAAAUUAUAAAAGAGCAGUAUUCUGUAAACUUUGUUUUUUUUUAGCUUUAUAUCAUGUUAUAAUGUUACUUCCUAAUCAGAAACAUAGCUGGAGUAUUGCUUUGAUUCUUUCAUGCAUGUUUAAGAAAUCCUUGAAUCUCCUGAGGCAGCCAUUCUUGGUUGCCUUAAUGCCUAAACUUCCCACUCAGCUCCUCUAAAUUAAUGGCAGCAGCAAUUAUCAACCACCUGGUGGAACUUAUUGUUUGCUGAGCUCAUCGUACAAACUACUUCUCAGUCCAGCUCUCCUGAUAACAGUUGUUAAUGGUGAAAUAGAGGAGCUUUGUUGGGACGACAUCUUGAAAGGAAAGUGAAAGAGUAGGAGCCCAAUUUCAAAGCGCCAAAUUGUGAAAUCAAAUGAUUUUAAAGUUAUCUUAAUAUAUUUACAGCUCUGGAAAAAAAAUUAAGAAACCUCUUAAAAAUACGUACAGCUUUGUUUGGCAUAUCACAUAAAAUCCCAAUAAAAUACACUGAUGUCUAUGGUUUGAAUGGCACACAAUGUGGAAAAGUUCAAAGGGGUUUAAAUACUUUUGCAAGGUAUUGUUGAACAGAUGAACAGAGAACCUGGGACUCAAGAAACAAUCAUGUUGAAUGAAUGUAAAACGAAGUGCAGGUUGACACAUAAACAGGGACAAUAAAGGGCAGAAGCACAUGUUGCUACCAUGGAGAACGAGCUGUACGUGAGAAACUGAGGGAGGGAAAACAAAGUCGCACCUUUAGGGAAUAAGGAAAAGGAAGUCUAAUGGAAGAAACGUAGAUAAAACAGGUUGAAUAGGAUGUAAAAGCAAGAGGCAGAUUUGGUUUAGGGCUAAGACAUAUUCAUUAUUACGUCCACAAAACAAGCAGUGUCUCUGGUGUCUUUGCACUCUGCAGCUUCAAACACUGUGGAGCAACAUCUCUGAUCAGUUUAAAACUAAAUGUCAGCUGUCUGACUGCAAUAUCAUAACUGUUCCUUUUUAAUUUUUCAAAAGUGCAACUCGUGAUGCAGUUCGAACUUCAACUAAGGAGGUAGAGCUUUGAGUGUCGUAAGGUUGGGUCUCACUGAGAAGAUCCAGAAUUUAAAAAGCAGGAAUGUUUAUAAUCAAAGGGCUUUCUGCAGGUGGUUUCUCUCUUCUACAAACUCUGAUCUGAUCAGAGAUGCUCCUGCUCCACAAGAGGGAAUGCCACUUUUAACAUUAUCUCCUCCUUGUUGUAAUGAACUUAACGACUCUCUUCCUGCGGCUGGCGGCCUGACUUUUUCCAUCAUCCAAAUUGAUAGACAGCUGACCUAAUUUGUACCAUUUUAUCUCCUCCCAGGCUUCGGCCAAUUUGGUUUAAAUCAAUAUUUCUUCCAAUCUGAGCAAACUGCUUUCUCUACCUUCCUUUAUGUAUUUAUUAAGCGAAUCUGAUUGGUUGAUUGAUUGAUCCAUAAAGUAGAUGCUUUUAGUCCAUUCAGAGAUCAUUUUUGCCCUUGACUCUUGUUUGCACGCCCUCCAAAUUAUAAAUGUAGGCUAAUUGUGUUCUGCGUCAAAGCAAACUAAAUGACCUCAUCAACUUGAUUGUAAAACUUUAGCUUAGUGAUGGUAACAAAGCAAACCAGUGGAGUUUAUUUUUAAUCUUUAUUUACAGAAGUUUUUGUAUUUAAACCAACAUAUUUGUAUUGUAAUUACAUUGUACAAAAGAUAAAUAAAGUAAUAUAAUAUUA